Molecule: messenger RNA, 1500 nt
Organism: Corylus avellana
Lineage: Eukaryota; Viridiplantae; Streptophyta; Magnoliopsida; Fagales; Betulaceae
Source: RefSeq, a predicted model, not a curated record
AUGAGUAAGAAACAAAAUUCUAUCUCUCUUUCCAUUGCUGAGGCGGAAUAUAUAGCUGCUGGGAGCUGUUGCACACAGCUAAUCUGGAUGAAGCAACUUCUUGCUGAUUAUGGAUUUGCUCAAGGGAUGAUGAUUGUCUACCGUGAUAAUACUAGUGCCAUCAAUAUCUACAAGAAUCUGGUUCAACAUUCACGGCCGAAGCAUAUUGACAUUCGUCAUCAUUUCAUCCGUGACUUGGUGGAAACCCAGGUGUUUGAGGGGGAACACGUGGCAUGUCCGGACACAUCACUUACUUGUAGGGACAUGCGUGUUCUCAUUAGCCCCUUCGAAAGUCUUAAACCACAAAAUCCAUUUUUUUUCUUUCUCUCCUCACUCUCUCGGCCACUAUUUCUUCUUCUUAAAAGUUUUUCGUGCAUCUUUCAUUUGUGUGGUUCAAGCUUCCAUUUUCAAACAUUUCUCUUUCCUUGUUCUCCUAAGAACAUUGUGUAUCCAAUUUCGGAAUCCACACCUAGGAGGAAGCGCACUCGCAAAGAAAAAGCUAUUUUACAAGACAAAAUUCUGACUCGCAAUAUUGUGAUUGAGCGUGGAGUGGAGCAAAAUGAUCUUCUUGUUGAACCUGUCUGGUUCAUCUAUGAUAUAUUCCACGACAACCAAUGGAAAUCAUUCUUCGUACCUGUGAGUGCAUACACUAGGUUAGUUCGGGAAUUUUAUUACAACAUCGAGGCUAUUGAUUUGGUUUGUGAACCAUCGUUCAAGACCAAGGUUUCAGGGAAAAUUCUCACUAUCACUCCAAGUUUGAUAAGUGAAGUCACUGGGAUUCCCUUAACAAAUGACAAGCCACUUCCUUUUCUGGAGACCAAGCCACAACCAUCUAAAGUUGACAUUAUGGCAGUUCUUAAUCCUGGUGGGGAGCUCGAGUGGGACAGCAACAAGACCAAAAUUCCUAUUGGAUAUGUGCGGGGUCCAGAGCGGCUAUUAACUUGGAUUGUGCUUCAAAAUAUCUGGCCUAUCUCUCACAACAAUCAUGUGCCCCUUGACCGAGCUAUCAUGAUAUACCGCAUUAUUCGGCGUGUUCAAUUUUGCUUAUGUACUCAUAUGGUGCAGACAAUGCUUGAGCUUCAUGAGGACCAUUCUAUUGCAUUACCAUAUGGUGGCCUCAUAACUAAGAUAUUGAAAGCCACACUGCCUAAAAUUGCUGCAACUGAACAUGUGGAAAUUCCUGAAGGAUAUUUUGGCAAAGGAACAGUGAUGAAAUCAAAUGCUCAAAUUCAAAGGUUCCAACCUCAAGGAGAACCUGCUCCUCCAGUUAUUCCUAACCCACAAACCACAUCUUCCUCAGGGUCAUCAGAUGUGUCAAGUCAAUUGAACACAAUCAUUGAAUUACUCCAAUCUCAAGGCCAAAGCAUCGAAUCUAUCAAGAAACGACUUGCGGAUCUGGAGUAAGAUCUGAAGCACAUCAGGAACAGUAAAUGACAAGACUGCUCUUUGACAUUUAGUGCU